CUUAAUUACGAAAUUCAUCUCUAUAGUGAAGCUUAGCCUAUUCUCAAACUUAAAAAUAAAAGAGAGAGAAAAAAAGAAAAAGAAAAGACCUCUCAUCUGAAUAGUAAUACAUAUAUAUAUAAUGUCUAUGGCUGAUCAAGAAGAUGGUAUUGAUGAUUAUACAGAAGAUGGAACUGUGGAUCUUAAGGGAAACCCUAUUCUUAGAUCCAAACGAGGUGGAUGGAGAGCUUGUUCCUUUGUUGUUGUAUACGAGGUGUUUGAAAGAAUGGCGUAUUAUGGGAUUCAAUCCAAUUUGGUUAUCUAUUUGACGAAGAAGCUCCAUCAAGGUACGGUGGCCUCUUCUAAUAACGUGACCAACUGGGUGGGAACCAUUUGGCUGACUCCUAUUUUGGGUGCUUACAUUGCCGAUGCUCACCUCGGUCGAUACCGGACUUUUCUUGUUGCAUCCUCCAUCUAUCUUACGGGAAUGGUCGUGCUGACUCUAUCAGUUUCAAUUCCUUCACUAAAACCUCCUCCUUGCCUAGAUCCUAACUUGAACAACUGCAAGAAGGCCUCUACCUUACAAUUAGCAGUGUUUUAUGGCGCACUCUACACUCUAGCCCUCGGAACCGGUGGCACCAAACCGAACAUCUCGACGAUUGGGGCCGACCAAUUCGAUGAUUUCUAUCCAAAGGAGAAGAAGCAAAAGCUUUCCUUCUUCAAUUGGUGGAUGUUUAGCAUCUUCUUUGGAACAUUUUUUGCUAACACAGUUCUUGUUUGGUUACAAGAUAAUAUUGGUUGCACACUUGGAUAUGCUCUCCCAACUCUUGGGCUUGCUAUUUCUAUUGGCAUAUUUUUGGCGGGGACACCAUUCUAUAGACACAAAAUGCCAACAGGAAGCCCUUUUGUGAAAAUGGCCCAAGUCAUUUUAGCUGCCAUGAGGAAAUGGAAGGUACCUCUUCCUCAUGAUUCCAAUGACCUUUAUGAGCUUGAUUCGGAAGUAUACGAGAAGAAAGGGAAUUAUAGAAUUGAUCCCACACCGUCUUUAAGGUGCCUUAGCAAAGCUUCAGUGAAAACAGGCUCAACAAGCCCAUGGCAACUAUGCUCAGUGACUAAUGUGGAAGAAACCAAACAAAUGGUACGAAUGCUACCGAUAUUGAUAGCAACUUUCGUUCCAAGCAUUAUGCUUGCUCAAAUCAACACCCUCUUUGUCAAGCAAGGAACCACUCUACAAAGAGAUAUAGGCAGCUUCAAAAUCCCACCUGCAAGUCUCAUUGGUUUCGUAACCCUAUCCAUGCUCAUCAGUGUAGUCCUCUACGAUUGGUACUUUGUCAAGAUCAUCCGGAAAUGGACCAAAAACCCUAGAGGAAUCACACUCCUCCAGAGAAUGGGAAUAGGAAUGGUCUUUCACAUCAUACUUAUGUCUAUAGCCUCUCUUACCGAGAGACACAGACUCAGUGUUGCAAGAGAACAUGGACUUAUCAAGAAUGGAGGACAAGUUCCUCUCUCCAUCUUCAUUUUGCUUCCCCAAUUCGUCCUCAUGGGCACCGCCGACGCUUUCUUGGAGGUGGCGAAAAUCGAGUUUUUCUAUGAUCAAGCGCCGGAGAAUAUGAAGAGCCUUGGAACUUCUUAUGCCAUGACUACUUUAGGUGUUGGAAGCUUUCUCAGUAGUUUUCUUCUUUCUACGGUUUCUGAUAUUACCAAGAGGAAUGGCCACCAUGGAUGGAUUCUCAACAACCUAAAUGAUUCCCAUCUCGACUAUUACUAUGCUUUCUUUGCAUUGUUGAGCUUUCUUAACUUCAUUUGUUUCUUGUUUAUCUCUAAGUAUUAUGUGUAUAAGGCUGAAGUUUCGGAUUCCAUUCAUGUACUAACACAAGAAUUGAAAGGGACGAGGCCUAGUGAUCAUAAUGAUUCAUAGUUGAUCAAUACUUAGGAAACUUUGAUAGUUUUGUUAGUUUAAUUGGGUGAUCAUAAUAUAUAUAUAUAUAUAUAUAUAUAUAUACAGGAGAGGUUCAAUCCAGUAUGUUAAUAAUUUAUACCCCUGGUUUUACAUGAUCCUCAUUUGGUACAA
Messenger RNA from Humulus lupulus (European hop), 2050 nucleotides. RefSeq names its product protein NRT1/ PTR FAMILY 5.2-like. Gene Ontology annotation, molecular function: dipeptide transmembrane transporter activity; tripeptide transmembrane transporter activity. Gene Ontology annotation, cellular component: membrane. The record is from RefSeq and is a predicted model, not a curated record. The transcript is spliced from 4 exons. Lineage: Eukaryota; Viridiplantae; Streptophyta; Magnoliopsida; Rosales; Cannabaceae. Gene Ontology annotation, biological process: dipeptide transport; transmembrane transport. The coding region runs from base 122 to 1897 and encodes 591 amino acids.